AUGAACCGCCCAGCUCCAGAAGUCACAUACAAGAACAUGAGAUUUCUUAUUACACACAAUCCAACCAAUGAGACCUUAAACAAAUUUAUAGAGGAACUUAGGAAGUAUGGAGUUCCUACAAUAUUAGGAGUAUGUGAAGCAACUUAUGACACAACACUUGUGGAGAAAGAAGGCAUCCAUGUUCUCGAUUGGCCUUUUGAUGAUGGUGCACCACCAUCCAACCAGAUUGUUGAUGACUGGUUAAGUCUUGUAAAAAUUAAGUUUCGUGAAGAACCUGGUUGUCGUAUUGCUGUUCAUUGUGUCACAGGCCUUGGGAGAGCUCCAUGGUGUGGAGCUAUUAACAGCAAGCAACUUUUAUAUCUGGAGGAGUAUCGUCCUAAAAUGCAACUGCACUGCAAAGACUCCGAUGGUCAUAAGAAUAACUGUUGCGUUCAAUAA
Messenger RNA from Tupaia belangeri chinensis (Chinese tree shrew), 438 nucleotides. RefSeq names its product protein tyrosine phosphatase type IVA 1-like. The record is from RefSeq and is a predicted model, not a curated record. Bases 1 to 438 code for a protein of 145 amino acids. Gene Ontology annotation, biological process: dephosphorylation. Lineage: Eukaryota; Metazoa; Chordata; Mammalia; Scandentia; Tupaiidae. The transcript is spliced from 2 exons.